AUGAGAAAAGGGAAACCGAGGCAUGUGCCAAUGUUUUUAAGAAGUGAAAAUAAAAAAGUAUUUUUUACGUUUUUUUCAUAUUUUAUGUCAAAAAAUGACCUAGAUAUCAUUUUUGAGCAUUAUGAUAUUGGAUUAAUUAUUCUUACCAAAAUUCACAAUAUAAGAAAAAAAUUUGAAGAUGAAAAAAAUAAUGUGCAAAAGAAUGAUAAUAAUCUGAAUGUAGAAGAAGCAGAAAUAUUUGAAGAGAAAGUAAGAGCUUUUUUCUUAAACUAUAAUAUAGAUCCUCCAAUUAUACAAAAUGACAACAUACAAAAUGAAGCAAAAUAUAAAAAUGAAAACAAAAAUAAAAAUUCUACAAAUGCAGAAAAUAAUCAGGAAAAACAAAAAAAAUCAAAUGUUACGGAAAAUAAUUCCCUUAAAUUCAUCGCAAAGACAGAGAAAAAAAAACGUUCAUGUCAUAAUAAGGAACAACAUCAUGUAAUUGAAAGUGCAAAUAAAAAUGUUGAUCAUUCCAUUGAUACACAGAUUGUCACACAAUGCUCAAAUGUAACCCUACCAGCACAGAUAAAAAAUCCUCAUGAAAUAAUACACGACGAAAGUAUGAACAAAAAUACCUUAAAAUCUAUAGAAAAUAUAGAUAAUCAUGAAGCAAUUUUAAAAAAUAUAAAAUUCAAAGUAGAAAAAUGCAAUGAUGAAAAUCCAAUAUGCCUUGAAGAGCAAUGUGAACAGCUGUAUAACAGAAGCAUUAGUAGCAUUACCUCAAUGAGCUUAAAUAACAACAUUCCACCUAAACCGAACAUUUUAAAUAUUUCUAACAAGAAAUGUAUAGAACUAAAAAAAAAAAAUGUACAAGAAAUAGAAAAUUCUAUCAAAGUGGAGAGAAAUGAUAAGAAUCAAAUGAGGAAAGAAGUAAUGUGCGAGAAUGUAGAAACACAGCAGUAUCAAAACAAAGAAAAAGAGAAACGAAAAUUUAAAAAUACUAAAAAGGGCAAGGAAUCAAAAAUGGGAAAGCAACAAGAUGAACAUCCAAGCAGAAUACAAAUCCUGAUGGUAGAGGUUAAAAGAGAGAAUAUGAGAAAUGAAACCAACAUGGAUGAAGAUGAUAAAAAUGGUGGAGAAACAAGUUAUACUGGGAAAAAUCAUGCAAUCGAAAAUCAGACAAAAAAAUGUCACUAUAAUGAAAACAUAAAAUCAAGGAGAGAGUCAGAAGACAUUAUUUUCCCUGCACGAAAAAAAAACGAAACAUACAAAAAAUUCAGCAAAAGAAUUAACAGAAGAAGAAUGAACGAAUUUAUGGAUUCCCCUGAUGAAUACUGUUUUUACAUUACCGAUCUGUGUAAAAAGGGCACUAUGCUUUCUUUGAAAAAAAAUGAGUUAGCACACGAUAAGAAAAGCAAAUAUAAAUUUUCCUUUUAUCCAAAAUUUAUGGAAUCAUUUGCAUCCAACGAAUACAUUCCAUUUAAUAGGGAAUUACAACCAUUAAACAAUAUGCGCAUUGAUUUAAGUUUAUUUAGACAAAUAAAUGAAAAUGCACGUAUCCCAAGUAAUCUUAACGAAUUAAAUUCUAUAGAGAAUUGCAAAGAAAAGAGUCUGUUUGGUUCAUUUAUACCAUUUAAUGAAUGUGAUAUAUUUCAAAAUUGCUACGGAGAAGAUGACAAUCAUGUGCAUAACCAUACCUAUACUCUUGAUAAUGUAGACAACAUUAUAUAUAACACAUGUGAUUACUCAACCAGUAUGAAUUUACAAAAUGACGUUUUUGACAUAAACACACAAUAUAUCACAUCUAGUGUAAAAAAUUCUGGCAAUCAAAACGAGACAGACAUUCUCAAUUUGAACAAUGUGAACGAAAGCGACAAAGAUGAAAAAGAUGAAAAAGAUGACAAAGAUAUUAUAAUCGAAAUAAAAGAUAAAGAAUGCUGUUACCACCCUCCUACUAAUAAAUGCAUUAAUGAAACUACCAUUAUCAAUAACCAAAAUAAUGCAUCUAUAAAAUUAAAGAUCGACAAAUAUAACUGCCAAUGUAAGGAUCAAUAUAUUUUUCAAAAUAAUAAAAUAAAUCAAUUAGAAAAUAUCACAAAAAAGAAACCCACAACUGGGGGGAAAUAUAGAGAAAAAGAAGAUGAAGAAGAAGAGGAAGAAAACAAAAAAAAAAAAGAAGAAACCAACUUAAUUAGUUACAUAAUAAAUAUGGUAAAAAGUGAACCUACACACACUAUUAUUGAUGGGCAGAAUAAAUUACACAAUCAGGGUGAUAGUAAUUUAUGUACAAAUUCUUACAAUGGGGCACUAAUAAAUGACUACAAGAAUCAAAAUAUUGAUUGCACAAAUAUGGGUUUGGAAAAUAAUAUCUUACACAAUAACAAAUGUGUAAAUAAUGCAUACCCAUCAUAUGUUCAUAACUCGAAUUAUAAAGGAAAUAGCAUGCUAAAUAACUACCUAAACAGCAACAACUUUGAGAACUAUUUAAUGAACUCGAACAGUGUAAAUUGCAAUAUAAAAAAUAUGAGUCUUAAUUCAAAUAACAGCACGUUAACAAAUAUGUAUAAUUGUUCAGAUAUGAAGACACUCAGUGAAAAUUCAUAUUUUACAAAUAGCGAUAAUUAUUAUUUCAAUAAAGAUAGUAUUAGCAUUAUGGCCGAUAGAAAUAUCUUUAAUGAUAAUACCAUUUCAAGCUGCAACUUAAACGUUAACUAUUUUAAAAACGACACAUUUAAUAUAAGAAAAAGUUUUUCUCAUAAUAACUACUAUCAUAAUUUAAACCCAUAUUGUAUUUUCAAGUAUAAUAACGAUGAUAAUAUGACCAUCCAAAAUUAUUAUAAAAAUAGUUAUACGAGGAUGAAUAACAGAAGCAAUAGUUAUACAAAUGGAAGAAUAACAAAUAGUGCUAUUCAUUUCUUGGAUCAAAGACAUAUAAACAUUUUUGCAAAAAGUUAUAUGAAACAUAAUUUUAUUGAAAAUAAUUUAACUAAUAAUAACAGUUCAUCAUCUAUGUAUAAUCAUGUUGACCAUACAAACUAUCCGUCAAACGGUAUAAAUACAAAGUCAUGUAUUAAUGAGCAUAGUACUAAUCACCUCAUCAAUAUGCAAAACAAAGACAAAAAUGAAUUCACAUAUCAAAAUUCAUCCAUUACAAAUCUUAAUCAUUUGCUAAAUGUAUCAUAUCACAAUAAUACUAAUAACAUUAGUACAAUCACGCAUAAUGAGAUUUUCUCUGAUCUAAAACAAAAUUAUUUUGAAAAUCAAAUAAUAAAUUCAGCGAAUAUUAUAACCAAUUUUCAAAGCAUGCGUGAACAAGAAAUAAAUAAAAUCCAAGCCCUCCUACCUAAUAGACCAAAUGAAAAAAAAUGUUCUUUUAAAAUGGAAAUAUCACCAUUUGACGAACCCUCAAGACUCCACAGUAUUCCCUUCAAUAAACAUAGUGAUGAAUUAUCCCUUAUAAACGAAAAUAGUGGUGAACGUAAUGAUGGAAAAAGUGGUUCAUUCAAUAGAGAAUUCAGAAGGGAUUUCUAUAGUCGACACAACGAUAGUGCCAAUUUAGAUUACCUAAAAAAGGUUAAACAAGAAAUGGAAAACCAAGCAACAGAAUUGGAAGAAAAACAGAAAGAAGAACAAAAAGAGGUAGUAGAAAAUUUUACCCAUUCGCAUCAUAUCGACUGUAAGGAAAAGAUCACGCAAGCAGGUGGCCCUAAUAAUAAUCUGUUAACAACACAAGGGGAUUCAAAGAGCCAUACUACCCAUCGUAGCGAAUAUAAUUAUGUAGAUCUAUGCAAAACCAAUAACGAAGAAAAUUAUCAAAACAUAGGACUAAAUUAUUUAUUGAUGAAUUCAACAAACACAGGAGAAGAUAAAGAAUCAAAUAUUUCAGUUCAACCUAUUCAUAUGCAGCAGGAAGAUCAAACAAACUAUCCUUUCGAUGAUAAAAAUAUGCUGUUAUAUAACAACACAUUAAAUUUCGUAAAACAUGAGGAGAUGGAUUUGUACGAGACUAAUUUAAGAGAAAUAAAUAGGCAAGAAAUCAAAUUAGAGAAUGGAAUCGAUCAAUUGUUCCCCACUAAUGCUGAUCACACGGAAGAGCUUUAUCAACAGCAUUAUCAGCAUUACCACCAACAGAAUUUCCAUUCGGACCAUCCACAAUUUUCGAUAAAAAAACAAAAUGAACUAUGCAACCAAAAUAGGAAUAUUUUCCAUGAUUUGUCGAACCAAGAAGGUAGUAUAAAAUUGGAAAACCAUAAUAUUCACCUAUACAAGUAUCAACAGAAUGAUAAUAAAAAUGUAGAAAAAACGAAAAUUAGUAAUAACGAUCGAAUUCAGCUUACUCCACCAAUAUGUCAUCCUAACUGUCCACCUUAUCAACUAAUAUGUGAAAAACAUCUUGAAGACAAAAAUGAGUUUAAUAAAAUACGAGAAGAAAUAAAAAAUACUCAAAACUAUAGUCGUGAGAUAUAUAAUAACAUAUUACAUAGUAAUAAUACAACUAACGACAUUUUUGAUACAAAUAUCUUUGAAAACAUACAUGAAAGUAGAAUCGAGAACAUAAAUGAAACAUCACAACCAUUAUCAUUAGAGAAAAAAGAUGAAAUGAGUAAACGUUUGUUUUUAAUCAAUCAUGAUAAUGAUAAUCAAAACAGAAUAAAAUAUAAACUAAAUACUGUAAAUUGUUUUAAAGUCCCCAAUUCGUAUUAUAACAAUGAAGAAGAAUAUAAUAAAGUUAAGAAUAUUAACAGAAUGUUAGUUCAAAAUAGUGAAAAUUACAUUUUAACAAAACAAGAAUUUUGCAGUGAUUCCAACUCGGACAAUAUAAACUUACAACCAUAUGAUAUGAAUCAUUUUCCAAUUUCUGUACCAAAUGAUGAACAAGAUGAAUUUCUCAUAAACGGAAAUACUAAUGUAGACACCAUAAAAAACAAAAUUAGUAGCAAUGGAAAUAACAACCACAAUCUUCAGCAUAUUAAAAGAACAACCAGUAAUACAAUAAACACUAUAAAUAAUAUAAACACUAUCAGUACGAUCAAAAAGAUAAACAACAUGAAUAUCCAUACCAACAACAUUUUAAACAAAAGAUUGAACAAAAGUGAAAAUCAAACCAGUAACUUCAACUACGCACGAAAUGAAAACACAAAUGCUAGUAAAUAUAUGAUAAACAACCAUUUCAAUGCUGUAGAUCAAUUACAACAUUACACAGACAAUACUGUGAUAACUCAAAAUUGUCCACAAAUGGGGGAUCAACAUAAUGAAAAUAAAUUCCUGUGUUUCAAAAAUAAAAACGAUUUUGAACAUAACAAUAUAGCACUAAUGACGAAUGUACAAAAUGAUAAUUACAACAAUAGAACUAAUACGAAUAUGGAAAAUAUAAAUUUUAUGGAUUCUCAUCAUAUAUUCGAAUUACAAAAUGAUGCUAAUAAUAAUUACAUACCUUAUCAAUUGAAUGAGGGGAACAGUUAUAAUGAACAUUUGAAUACCCAACUCUCCUGCUGUGAGGGAAAAUUAGAAAAUGCUAAUCCCUUUACUGAUGAAGAUGUAAUUAAUAUGUAUAACAAUUUUUACAUAGAAAAUUAUCAUAUAGAUAAUAACUAUAAUGAACAAAAUCAUGGAAAUACAUAUGAACAGAACGUAAUUAAUCAUUUUAAAAGAAACCCUAUGGAAAGCUCAUUCGAAUUCUACAGCGCUUCGAAUAUGUACACAGAAGAAACUGACAUGAUUCACGGACUCAGAUGUAGAUAUGUAAAUACGAAUAACAACAACUCAUUCCUUAUUAGGGAAAAUCUCAUGAACAAUGUUAUUAACACAAGUUUUAACCACACUAUUUUAAACGAAUGUGAUGAAUCUAAAAACAAUGUUAUAAAUAAUAAUAACGACAACAUUGAUAAUAGCACUCCAAACAGAAAUCAAUUUAACAAUAAAUACAAUAAUGAUAGGGAUAUCAUAAUCCAAAUGCCAAUAUUCUUAAAAGAGGCUAUGAACAAUAUGUAUAACCAACAUACUGGGGAUAAUACCAUACAAAACUUAAGCGAAAAUGAUUUAAUAAAAUUCGAAACUACAAUAAAUAACAAUUUUAACAAAAUAAACGAUAAUUUUCUGUCAACACAGAUAGACACAAAUAACAACCUGUACAACAGUAUUCAAAAUAGAAUUAUGAAGAGUAAUCCUUUAUUCGAUUUUUUUCAAAAAGAAAAAUAUGAUAAUUAUAAAAUGAAUGAUAGUCUAACAUAUGCUGAUUCGCAUAAUUAUUACAUGAACGUCAUUAAUAACAAAAGACAUAUGUAUAGCUUCAAUCUUAGCGGCACAUCUGAAACUAUAAGUUUGAACAAUAUAAGAAACACGUGUAAUUUUCACACAAGGGAUGAUAUUACAAAUAUUUUUGGCAACAGUGUAAGAACUACAAAAAGGGACCAUCUCGUGGAUCAUAAUAUUUCCACAUACAAUAAUUCCACGCACAAUAACUCCACUGUACACAGUUUUCAUCCGAAUUAUAAUGGCGUAAAUAGUGCUGAGAAUGUAAUGCAUAUGAAAAAUAUACCAAAAAAUGACAACUUCCCUAGUAUAAGUGGUAACUUUACAAGAAACUGCAGCAGCUGUGUAGACUAUCAAAAAAGUAAUAUGAACCAUUACAGAAAUAAUGUUACCAAUUACAGCCAUUGUAGUAAUUAUUAUAAAAAUAUACCGUUCGGAAAAUGCAGUUUAGUGAAAGUGCAAAGUGGAAACAUAGAAAAAGAUAAUUACACUAAUGAAAUUUUCAGUUUUGCGAACGAAACGCAUGUUUACACAAAUAAUGAUAAUCGAACUAAUAAUUGUUUAAAUCAAUUAUAUAAUAAUCAUGUGAAUGGUGAAUGUACUAUCAAAUUCAAUGAGACAAAUAGGGUUUUCACGGAUACAUGUAAAAAUAGAAAUGAAGAAUGCAUUAUACAUCCAUACAAUAUAGAAAAUAAUAUACAUCCCUACAAUAUAAAAAAUAAUAUACAUCCCUACAGCAUAGAAAAUAAUAUACAUCCCUACAGCAUAGAAAAUAAUAUACAUUCCUACAGCAUAGAAAAUAAUAUACAUCCCUACAGCAUAGAAAAUAAUAUACAUCCCUACAGCAUAGAAAAUAAUAUACAUCCCUACAGCAUAGAAAAUAAUAUACAUCCAUACAGCAUAGAAAAUAAUAUACAUCCAUACAGCAUAGAAAAUAAUAUACAUCCAUACAGCAUAGAAAAUAAUAUACAUUCCUACAGCAUAGAAAAUAAUAUACAUCCCUACAGCAUAGAAAACAAUAUACAUCCAUACAGCAUAGAAAAUAAUAUACAUCCAUACAGCAUAGAAAAUAAUAUACAUCAUUGCAGCAUAAAAAAUAAUACACAUCCGUACGGCAUAGAAAAUAUUGAUUUCCAGAAUAUCAUAAAUAACUUCAGUCAGUAUAGUGACAAUUAUAAUUUUAUUUACCCACUAAAUUACAACUCAAUUUUACCAAAUGAAGAAAAUUAUUACGCAAGUGGUGGUAGCUACGGCUUUAACAUUAUCAGCAGAAACUAUGGCGAAAAAAAUGCUUGGGGUUCCAAAAAUCCAUAUUUUAGCAUAAACAAAAUUUUCAAUUCUGAACAACCAAAAAGUCUUGUUGGAUAUGACAUGAUUGACGAAAUGGACACACAUACAAGUUACUCAAAAAAUGAUUAUCUUAAUCAUUGUUAUUAUCAAAAUACUAGUAUGAAAAUAAAAAACAACACAUUUUUAAAUAAUUUACAAGAUAUCAACACUUUUGACAAGUAUAAAAAUGGACACCCUUCUAUGUUUUACUCAGAGAGGGGUAAAAACAAUACUACAUUUGAUCACAGCUUUCAUGCAGACGCUGAUGAUAAUACUAGCAUUAUCAAUAUGUACAAUAACGCAAAUGAUGUCACAAAUAAUCACCUUUUAAACUACAAACAACAAGAACAUAAUAAUGUAAACAAUUUAAAUGCCCUGGGAAACAGUUUAAUUAACAUGGUUGCACUAAAACAUAUGUAUAUUUUGCGUGAUAAAUUACAUAAAACGGCAGAUUUUAAAGAAGAAAAAUUUAUAAAUGGAAUACCCACAAAAUUUUGUAAUAAUGGAAUUUAUAACAAUUGCUAUACAAAUAAAAGAAUCAUCUCAACCUAUAUAAAUGAUAUAAAUAAACUUAUAACCCAAGAAAACGAAAAUGAGCAAAUGAUGGAAAAAUUAAACCAUUUCAUGCAUAUCACAAAUAAAAUUAACAAUAAAAACACCACCGAUAUUUUAAGCACUUAUUUAGGUAGCACAAUCAACCAUCAUCAUGGACAGAAUAAUAAUAACAUCGGAUUUUCUCCAUACCAAAAAUUGUUAAGUAACAUUUUAUGCAAUGAUACCAAUUCUCUUAGUAUAGAAAAUUUAUAUUAUGAUACGAUUAAUAUGAAUUUUUUGAGGAAUUAUAAUUACAAUGCAUACAUGUAUUUGUUUUAUUUAUAUAAGCUAAAUGAAUACUCUAAUUUUUUCAUCAACCAAAAUGUACCAGUUGGUGUAGAUGAUACAUCUAGUAGUAACAUGUUUCCUACUGAAAAUGUAUUGGAAUUGCACAAACUAUAUUCCAAAUCCUGUAACACUGAUCAUAAUAAUAUCAGCAAUAACGAUACAGAUAGUAAUCAUAUAAAAGACAAUUCGACUGAACAUACCCAAACUAGCGGUAAUUCCAUAAAUGUAGAAUGUGAAAAAUGCUCCACUGCUGGGAACAAGCAUUAUAACCAGAAUAAUCCAAAUAUUUCGGAAAAUAUGAGAGAUGACUCUUUUAGUAUAUCCUUUGACAACACUAAGCAUGAUAACACCAAUAAUUAUAGAGAACCACGAAACCGAAGCAGUAACAAAUUUUUAAAUAUAAACUCCUUCAAAAGUGUAAGUGACGAAAUUAUUAAGCACAUUGAACAUUAUCAUAACCAGCUAGCCUGUAUUAACAGCCUUAAGGAAAAAUUACUUAAUUGUAAUGCACAUAAUAACACACAAAAUAAAAACCAUACAACUAACAACUCUUCCAAUCUAUCAAAUGAUAAAGUAUCAAAUGAUAACACAUUAAGUGAUAAUCCAUUUUAUCUAAAUUUAUUAAAUAAUGUUUUCUCUACACAGUACAAUAAUUAUAGUAGCCAAAAUUUGAACAAAUUUAAUAAGAUGAUAUCUGAUGAAAACAAUAAUGACCACAUAAGCAAUAAUAUUAAUAAUUCCUCUAACAAAUUAAAGAACAUUUUUCUAAAUGAAAAUUUAAUACAAAAUAUCUAUAACCAUGACCACAUUCCUCUAAUAGAUUAUUAUAACUUUCAGUUGUUGCUAAAGUAUAUAAAGGAACAACAGGUCUAUAAUUCGUCAAACAGAACCCACGCAAAUACGAAUACCUGCAAAAGCGAUAAAAACAGGGAUACAGCCGAAAACAACGGAAACAGCUACAGAAAUAACAGCGAUGACAGCAACAACAACUGCAAUAAUAAUAAUAAUAAUAGUAAUGAGGAUGCUGGCAGCAAAAACAGAGGUCAUGGCAAGAAUAAUCCCCCAAGUGACGAGAAAAUUAUUGGAAAAACUAAUAUGAAAGAUCAUAAUCCAAAAAAUCCUAAAAAGCAAAGUUAUUCCAUAUCCUCCUUAGGGUUCAGCAAUAGAAGCAAGAGAUGGACCAUAUGCCCCUCCUACGUCUGCUGCAACAGUGCUUUGUGUAGAUUCAAACUAACUUGCAACUUCAAGUUUUUACAAUUUAACCAAGAUUACAACGCGUUUAAUACUCCAUAUGCAAUAUACAACUGUUACAAAAAUAUUAUGAACAAACAUAACUACUUCACUUCUACAUUGUGCCCACAGCAGACUUACUUAUCGAAACAUUCAGCACAGGAACAUGAAACCAUAUUUAACGUUUACUGGCAUUUGUUGAACAAGGAAAAAUACAAAUACAUACAAAACAUCAUACUAUUUUUAGACAGCAAUUUAUACACAAGAGCAGUGUGGUUACUAAAAAAGGGCUAUAGCAUGGAUGAUUUUGAGGUCCAGAAGGCAGAAAGGAAAUUAAUAAAGCUAAUGAUUUUAGUAUUUAAAUUUACCCACGAUUACAAGAAUGACAGUGGGAAAUACGAGCACAUCAAGGCAUUCUUAUAUUCUCUUAAAAAUAGCCAUAUCAAUUUUGAACUUAUGAAUCGUUUCCUAUUUUAUUGA
Molecule: messenger RNA, 10152 nt
Organism: Plasmodium gonderi
Lineage: Eukaryota; Apicomplexa; Aconoidasida; Haemosporida; Plasmodiidae
Product: sporozoite and liver stage asparagine-rich protein
Exons: 3
Coding region: 1-10152 (3383 amino acids)
Source: RefSeq, a predicted model, not a curated record